Suillus plorans is the source of this 1528-nucleotide messenger RNA. RefSeq lists its product as uncharacterized. The record is from RefSeq and is a predicted model, not a curated record. The coding region runs from base 167 to 1462 and encodes 431 amino acids. The transcript has 3 exons. NCBI's taxonomy places the organism in Eukaryota, Fungi, Basidiomycota, Agaricomycetes, Boletales, Suillaceae.
CUGUAUCAAUGGCGCAGGAGAAGAAGGGUAACGUACGUGAUGAUGUACUGAAUAUAAAUCCACAGGACCUCGUGUCUGUUCGUUUAAAUCAGGCUUCGCAAACCUUUGAAGACGAAAAUUUCUUGUAUCCCUUCCGACCGUUUAACGAAUCUCCCAGUCAUCAAUCAUGACUUUUGACUCGCUGGGCGACGUUCGUACCAUGAGCGCCUCUGUUGCUGCGACAGAUAGCCAUGACCUUCUCAAAGAUCUCGUGGAAGAGGUAUUCAAUGAAUAUAUCACCAAUGAGAUGCCCAUUCGUCUACUUCACAUCAUCAAGAACGAUCAGAAGAUAAUGCUUCAACUCGUAGACAGGGAUUUCGUCAAGGAGCAUUUUAAAGAGAAAAAGGUUACCGACAACAUUCACGCCGAUUUUGCUGAAAAUAUGGUCGUGGACGGGGAGGAGAGGGAGGAUCGUAUCAGAGAGCGUGUGAAGAAGGAACUGAAAUAUGCUAUCCUCUCGCAUAGAUGGUUGCCGGGCAAGCAAGAGCCUCUGUAUCACCAGAUGUUGGAGGAACCGAAGGAAGUCCCCGAUGGUCACGGGCCAGGAUGGAAGAAGCUCCAAAGUUUUUGCCGUACGGCGAAGGAUGUCCACGACUGCGAAUUCGCCUGGUCCGAUACGUGCUGCAUAGACAAAACAAGCAGCUCAGAGUUGGAUGAAUCCAUACGCUCCAUGUUUCGCUGGUACAGAAAUUCCCACGUAUGCAUCGCCCUCCUUUCGGACACAGCAGACCUCGCGGCUCUUCAACUGCAGGAGAAGGGUCAAAGUGGUGAAAAGUCAGUUGAUGCUUGGUUCGAAAGAGGAUGGACGCUUCAAGAGCUCCUUGCUCCGUCGCAAAUCAAAUUCUAUGGAGCAAACUGGCAGCCCCUCAUCCAAGGCUCUGCGAACGACAGAGACAGCAAAGUUAUCAUGGAAAAGAUAUCAACGCUCACGGACAUCCAUAUGAAUGAUCUUGAAUCAUUCACACCUGGCAUAGACCGGGUGCCAGAAAAGAUGUUGUGGGCAUCCAGGAGGCGAACGACUCGCAUGGAAGACAUCGCAUACUGCCUUAUCGGAAUAUUCGAUAUCAGCCUCAUGAUCACAUACGGCGAAGGCAACAGAGCCUUCUUCCGUCUCAUGGAGGAGAUAGUUAAGAGAUACGACAAAUGGGACUUGUUCCUAUGGAGCGGUCGUCGUUCCCGCUAUAACGCAGCCCUUCCGGAUGCUCCGCACUCCUACGCUGCAGGAUGUAUCCAAACACUUCGCGACGCAGUUCGCCAGGCCGCAAGCUACGAGUUUGGAGAUAGGCGCUUUGCCUUGACCAAUCACGGACUCGAAAUCUGGGUGCUCCUACUGGUCGUCGAGGGUGAAGGCGACGCACAUUGGCCCAAAGCCUCACGAUGUGACCUGGGCAGUAGGUGUGCUGGACUAUUCCGUAGACGGUGAGGAAGGGGUCAUCGACUCGGACAGGUUGCGGAAACCUCCAAUCAGCGCGUUCCUGCUAUCCUCGAA